AUGUUGGAAAGGAGCAUUGGAGGAAACAGUACUGAGAUUGAGAAGGCAACUGGGUACACUACAGUGUAUGACGGAUUGCUGGGGCUUCACCGGGAGUUGGAAUUGUUUAGGUGCAAGGGUGUGGAGAUCAUCAGUAGAUUUAGUGCGAUCCAGAACGCUAGAUUGGAGACUUUGGAGUCGAGAGUCCGUGAAAUGCAGAUUGUUACAAAGGACUUGAAGGAGUCUAGUGAUUACAUAAAGAAUUUGGUUGAGCUAUCAAUGGGAAAUCUUUGCAAUCACAUUCUGCCUGGACUCAUCAGGAUGAAGGAAGAGUUCUAUGAGGAUCCAAGACAAUUGUUGGCUCAACUAGUACAGUCUGUGGACAAGGUCCCUGCUCCCUUGGCAUUGGAGGGUACCAGCCUCUUUGGGUCAGUAGACACGAGUAACCUAGUAGUGUUUCAAAAUUCUGAAGAACAAAACCGUAUCCUUGCAAGGAUAGAGGGGCUCGAGAAAUAG
Molecule: messenger RNA, 495 nt
Organism: Cylindrotheca closterium
Lineage: Eukaryota; Bacillariophyta; Bacillariophyceae; Bacillariales; Bacillariaceae
Source: the annotation of a GenBank genome assembly